This is a messenger RNA of Chrysoperla carnea, 1022 nucleotides long. RefSeq names its product odorant receptor 94a-like. Gene Ontology annotation, biological process: detection of chemical stimulus involved in sensory perception of smell; sensory perception of smell. The transcript has 7 exons. Gene Ontology annotation, cellular component: plasma membrane. The record is from RefSeq and is a predicted model, not a curated record. Bases 1 to 1005 code for a protein of 334 amino acids. NCBI's taxonomy places the organism in Eukaryota, Metazoa, Arthropoda, Insecta, Neuroptera, Chrysopidae. Gene Ontology annotation, molecular function: olfactory receptor activity; odorant binding.
AUGGAUAUUUUGGAAAAAAUGGAUAUUUGGUGGGAAAUGUACUUACUUGCUAUAUCAGGUCUACAUAAUCAUAUGAUGAGACAAAUGUUUGAUGUACUUGAUUCGAAAUUAUUUAAUACAAAAAUUGAUAGUCAAAAAAAAUAUAUUACUGCAACCGCAUCGACAGUUCGCAAAAAUACUAAUAUAUUUGUAACUGUAACCACACUUUCACUUAUCAAUUAUGUUGUAUCACCAAUUUUGUUGGGUGCACGUGGUACAUUACCGUUUCCCGGCUAUGUACCGACAGCAGCUAAAUCAACACCAUAUUUUCAAAUAAUUUACGCUUGCCAAGCAAUCGUUGUUUGUUGUGGUGCAACAUUGAAUAUAACAAUUGAUCUUUUGAUAACCAGUUUUAUGGUGAUUGUCUGCGGUCAAUAUGACCUUCUAGGUGAUUCUUUUACAAAUAUGUAUGAGAUCGCAAUUGAUAAACUUAAAAAAGAUCCAAAUUUUAAUACCGCUGUAGUUACUGGCCUUGACGAAAAAGUUGAUUCGCAUGUUUACCAGGAUUUGAUUGUUAAUGUAAAACAUCAUUUACAAAUAAUGGAUUUUGUAGCUGAAAUCGAUAGAGCAUUUAAAUGGAGUUUGUUUGCUCAAUUUAGUUGCAGUUCCUUGGUUCUCUGCCUUAAUAUUUACUAUUUAUCAACAAUGAAAGAAAUGAAUUCUCAAGCUUCGGCAGUAGUUUCAUUUACCAUAGUUGUGUUAAUACAACUGUUUCUUUAUUGUUGGUACGGAAAUAAGGUAUAUUUUAAGAGCAUGGAUUUUACCGACGACAUAUAUAUGUCGAACUGGCAAAAGUGUGGCGCCAAAAUUCGCAAAGCGCUUUGUAUAAUAAUAAAUCGGGGCCAAAAACCAAUAAGCAUAACAGCCGGUAAUUUUAUACCUGUCCGAUUAGAAACAUUUAUUAGUAUUGUAAAAACAGCAUAUUCAGCGUUGACUUUACUACAAAAUAUGGAUGUGCAGCUUUAAAUUUUUUUGAUGCAGCC